AGCCGCUCUCCUCUUGUCAUUUCUGCUCAUACGACUCACAUGCCCGUGAACUCCACUGGGCUCAGUGCGCGCAUCUCUGCUCCAACUUCAAACCGGUCCCGUCAGCUUACUGAAAAGCAGUCGGCUUUCACGAUGGAUGCUUCUGUUUAUGAUAUCAUACUGGGGGAGCUCGAGGAGCUGAACUGUAGUUUGAUAGAGCAUUUUCAAGACACUUUUUAUGAAAACGCUUCAUUGGCUCUGCUGAGCGCUGAUGGUUUAUAUUGCAAUGUCACUACUGAUGAGAUUGGAACCUGCUGGCCGCGGAGUAGCACUGGCAGGAUUGUGGAGAGACCGUGCCCUGCUUACAUCAACGGAGUAAAGUACAACACAACGAGAAGUGCUUACAGAGAAUGCCUGGAUAAUGGUACAUGGGCAUUGAAGAUCAAUUAUUCCAACUGUGAGCCCAUUUUGGAGGAGAAGAGAAAAUAUCCCAUGCAUUACAAGAUAGCUCUGAUCAUCAACUACCUAGGCCACUGUAUUUCUGUGGGAGCUCUAAUCGUGGCCUUUAUUCUCUUCUUAUGCUUAAGGAGCAUACGGUGUCUUCGAAACAUUAUCCACUGGAAUUUGAUCACCACCUUCAUAUUGAGGAAUGUUAUGUGGUUCUUGCUUCAGUUGAUUGACCACAAUAUCCAUGACAAAAAUGAGCCUUGGUGUCGAUUAAGUACGACAAUAUACAACUAUUUUGUUGUGACCAACUUCUUCUGGAUGUUUGUUGAAGGAUGCUAUCUUCACACUGCUAUUGUUAUGACCUAUUCUACUGAUAAACUGAGAAAGUGGGUUUUUCUUUUCAUUGGUUGGUGCAUCCCGUGUCCAAUAAUUGUGGCGUGGGCUAUCGGAAAAUUGUAUUAUGAAAAUGAAAAAUGCUGGUUUGGUAAAGAGCCUGGGAAAUAUAUGGACUACAUUUAUCAGGGACCAAUUAUUCUUGUGCUUCUGAUAAACUUUGUUUUCCUCUUCAACAUAGUACGGAUUCUCAUGACCAAACUGAGAGCUUCAACCACAUCAGAAACAAUUCAGUACAGAAAAGCUGUGAAAGCUACACUCGUCUUGUUACCUCUGCUGGGGAUCACCUACAUGCUGUUUUUUGUCAAUCCGGGGGAGGAUGACAUCUCUCAAAUUGUUUUCAUCUAUUUUAACUCCUUUUUACAGGCUUUCCAGGGAUUCUUUGUGUCAGUCUUUUACUGCUUUCUAAAUGGAGAGGUCCGUUCUGCAGUGAGGAAACGGUGGCACCGUUGGCAGGAUAACCAUGCUCUUCGAGUGCGAGUGGCACGAGCCAUGUCCAUCCCCACAUCGCCGACCAGGAUUAGCUUUCACAGCAUCAAACAGACCACAGCUUUGUGAGCGUGGGAAUAAACUUUAUCCCUUCUGACAUGCUCAUCCACAGAACAGCCUUCAUGAUUUUGGUCCAGCAUUCCAAAUUAGGCUAAGUACUUCACAGUAAACUGCUUAGUGUUGUGUGUCUAAGUCAACAAGACACUCCUUUUUACUGCUGAGGUUUCAAAUGCUCAUAAAUUAGUUUGUUAGAAGAUGCAUUGUUUUAUGGAAAUGUACAGUGUGUAAAGUACAGGAUUUGACAUUCUUUGAAGAGUGUUUUGCAGCAAAGACAAGUCACCAUUCACCAACAAAGUAGGUCUUGCUAUGCUUUUUAUUUCUGUCAAAUAGCUGCUUAGUGGUUAUUUAUGGGAGGACAAGAAUUUAGCAGAAUCUGCAACUCAUACACUCAUAGACAGGACACUCUCGUUAUGCUGAAAGAGUGCAAUCAAUAAAACUUGAACUGUAAUUGACCACAAUGCAGCCACUUGUCUGCCAAAACAACCAUUUGUCUUGAAUAUGAUCAGAAACCUAACUUUAAAAAAAAAGAAAACAGUUAUUUUGGAUGGAGGUGGUAAAAAGGAAAAAGUUUUGUCUUAUUCUGUUCUGCUUUACAUGUUAUCAGGGCAUUUGUUCACACAAUUUCACUUUCACCUCUCCUGGUUAUUUGUUCCCAGCACUCUUAUUUCUCCUGUGUGCAAAAACAAACAAGAGGGUACCGACAGAAAGAAGAGUCUACUUCAGGACAUGUUUGAUGCCACUGGUUCCCCAAUCCCAAGUUAAAUCUCGAGUCCAGACAAGCAAAUCUAAGAUUAUAGUUAUUAUUUUAAGAAGUGAAAGUGAUUCUUAGCCAUUUAUGCAAUAUUUGCAUAUAGAGCACAAAGUGUUGUGCACGGAUUUAUCAUGCAUGUGAAGUGAAAGCAGAUUAAAUUCUUUUUGGCUUUAUGAAAUCCUCGUGGCUUUCUCAUAAUCAGUGUCACAACUAAGCUUUUGCUGCUGAAGAAGGGAAGCCUGAUGGAGAGGGAACCAGUCACAUCCCUAAAGACGCGCUUCGGUCAGGUCAGCGUAUUCUCUCAAUGUAAUGCCAGCUUUUACGUCUCACAAGGCUUAUCCCACAAAGUCAUGGAAACAGCCAUGUGUCUGCUUUGGUAUUUGCCCAAAAAACUUUUUGCUGAGGGAUUAAAAGAGGAUGAGAAUUAUUGGCUUUUUUGGAAGAGAUUACACAAAUAAAAAGCAUGUAUUUUAUUGAUGAUCUAAAAUGCUGAUGAUGUUUAAGCCUGACUCAUCAGAUCAUCUGCAUAAUUCUCUAGAGUUGUUGAAAAUAGAUUUUCAAAAAUAAGUGUAUUAAUUUUUGAAUUUCUGUUAAUACUCCAAAUAAACUCUUAGCAGUUUUCUGUCAUUUUGAUGCCACACAGUGCGUCAGUUAAAUAACAAAAUUUAUACAUGUGUAUCUCAGUACAUUAGAAUAUCAACUGAAGUUAUUUACAAUACAAAUUAAAUAGACAUUUUUUUAUUUAUAGUAUUUAUUUUUUGUUUGUUUUGAUUAUUAUGGUUUAUUGCUAGUGAAAACCCACA
This is a messenger RNA of Xiphophorus maculatus (southern platyfish), 2922 nucleotides long. RefSeq names its product corticotropin releasing hormone receptor 2 (gene crhr2). Gene Ontology annotation, molecular function: corticotrophin-releasing factor receptor activity; peptide hormone binding; G protein-coupled peptide receptor activity. The record is from RefSeq and is a predicted model, not a curated record. Gene Ontology annotation, biological process: adenylate cyclase-modulating G protein-coupled receptor signaling pathway; cell surface receptor signaling pathway; long-term synaptic potentiation. The transcript has 12 exons. The coding region runs from base 40 to 1377 and encodes 445 amino acids. Gene Ontology annotation, cellular component: plasma membrane; dendrite; axon terminus. Lineage: Eukaryota; Metazoa; Chordata; Actinopteri; Cyprinodontiformes; Poeciliidae.